Molecule: messenger RNA, 3180 nt
Organism: Osmerus eperlanus (European smelt)
Lineage: Eukaryota; Metazoa; Chordata; Actinopteri; Osmeriformes; Osmeridae
Gene: gmeb1
Product: glucocorticoid modulatory element binding protein 1
Exons: 10
Coding region: 243-2102 (619 amino acids)
Biological process (GO): regulation of transcription by RNA polymerase II
Cellular component (GO): nucleus
Molecular function (GO): RNA polymerase II cis-regulatory region sequence-specific DNA binding
Source: RefSeq, a predicted model, not a curated record
AUUGUCGAUCUUCCAUCAAAUUAAACUAUUUUGUAAAGCGAUGAGAGCCAGGCUCAGGGAAUGGCGGGGCAACGCUGUCGUCGCGCUGUUGUUUGUCUGUACGUGCUGCCGCACUGGGAGACGUCAUUUUUAGGGGGAACGGAGAAAAGAAAAAGCAUACGACGAAGGGACGUACAGUUCAGAAACAAGCGGCACGUAACCGUCACGCCGUAAAUAUAAAGUGUACUGGGAGCGGCCAGGAGAUGGCAGACACAGAGGUUACAGUGUCCAUGGGGGAUGUUGUGAUGGUGAAGGGUACAGAGGAGGAGGAUGACCCCGAUGACCCCAGUAGAACACAGGUCAUCCUGCAGCUCCAACCAAUCACACCUGGUGUGUUCUCUUACAGGAUGGAUGAGGAAUCUGCAGAGACAGAAGCAGCUGUCGUGGCAGUUGGAGCGCACUCUGACGAAACCACAGUAGAAGGGGAGGAGGUUGAGUUGGGAUAUCCAAUCACAUGUGGAGAGAGCAAGGCUGUUCUGCUGAUCAAGAAAUUUGUAUGCCCUGGAAUCAAUGUCAAAUGUGUAAAGUAUGAGGACCAGCUGAUCAGCCCCAAGCAGUUUGUGCACAUGUCUGGUAAAGCCACAUUGAAGGACUGGAAGAGGGCAAUCAGGAUGGGCGGGGUCAUGCUCAGAAAAAUGAUGGACUCGGGACAGCUGGACUUCUACGACCACAGCAGCCUUUGCACCAACACGUGUCGCAGCACCAAGUUUGACCUUCUGAUCAACAACACCAAGUUUCCUCCCGACGGCAGCGGCGUGACCACGCCCACCUCUUCCCAAGCACAGAUAGUCAUAGGAAACGGUGGACAGGUGGCGCUGGGAGACGACAGGACCGACGUCCUGAGUGGUGCUAUGGAGUGGAGCUCCGCCAGCCUGGCUCUGGAGGCGGCAGAGAAGAAAGAGACCAGCGAGAUCUCAGAGGAGACGCUGAACUUCUGGAAGGGCAUUGUAGAUGUGGGUCUGAUGGGGGAGGUGGUGACCAACAUCAGCACGGAGCUGCUGGAGAUGCUGAAGGGCGUGCAGCUACGCAGCGAACAGGCAGCCGUCCAGGACUCUGAUUCCUGUCUGGUGGAGGUGGCCGUGCUCAGUAACCUGGCGCAGGUGUUCGGCCUGCUCGACAACGUCAAGCGGAUCGUGGAGAAACGCCGGCAGCAAACGGACCCGAGCCAGGAACAGGUCCUCCACACCCUCGACAAUCUGGAGCAGCAGUUGGAGGAGCAGAAGAAACAGCAGCAGGCCAGGGUUCUGCUGUCCAACCCGCCGCCCGUCAACAACGUAGGCCAGGCGUCAGGGGGCACCGCCAAACGGCAGGCCAAACGGCCCCGUCUCCAGCGGCCGGCCUCCACCGCACUCCUCACCUCCACCGUCACCCAGCCGGCCACCCUGCAGCCCCAGCAGUUCACGGUCCUCUCCCCCAUCACCAUCUCCUCCAUGGGCCAGCCCUUCACCAUGGCUGGCCUGCCCAUCGCCACCCUGGCCCAGUCUCCCAACACCGUCACCCUGCACACCAUCCCUGCCAACACCCAGCUCUUCACCCGCUACAUGGUGGGGGGCACAGACGGCAAGACGGAAACCUUCACACUCCACCCGUCCUCCGGGCUCACUCUGGUGGGCACCACCAUGCAGGACCCCAGCCAGCUGGGCACGAUGGUCAGCCCCAUGGAGCUGGUGCAGCUGACCCAGCAGGCCUCGGGCGUGGAGGGGGACGUGAUGGGCGGGACGGUCCUGGUGCAGGAGGGGGAGGUGGACGAGGGCCAAGGACACACGGUGAUCGAGAUAGACCCGGCUCCUGGAGAGCAGGCCAUGGGGGUGAUGGAGCUGCAGCUGGCUGGGGAGGCUGGUGGGGAGGGGGCCACCAUGGUGGUCCAAGGGGGGAUGGAGAUGGCCACCGGGGGGGAGGGCGAGGUGGUGGAGGGGGAGUCGGAGGAGACGCAGGGGCACAUGGAGGGCCAGACCGGGGCAGAGGGUGUCCAGGGACUGCAGUUGGAUGCCAAUGGACAGUUGUCAGGUCUCCGUAUCAUGGUGAUCGAGGAGGGGACUCAGGUAGAAGACAAGGAUAAAUGAGAAAAAAAACCUUACCCCCACCCCCACCCACCCACAACCGCAGGGAUGAACUGAACACUGGUAGACUCACAGCAUGGAGCUGCCUCAGACUUGGCUUGGGAUGGCCUCUUUGCUGUGGUCCUUCAUAGGGGUGUCCUUUAUUUCAGUUUUGCAGCUCUGUAGAUUUUUAUUAUUAUUAUUAUUGUUCUAAAACAAUAUAACAUUGCAGCCAGGCACAGGAUCUUACAUGCAAUCAAAUGAACAACUUCAACGUGAAGACACCAGAAUGCACUAUUAGUCAGAAAGCCCUUGGCCGAGGCAGGGUUAGCAGUUUGGUUGAUAGAUCACAGCUGGCUGUCUCUCAUGGUCCUGGCCUGGUGGGGGCAUCCCAGCACCACCGUGGAUCUGAGGUCAAGAGGAAUUGCACUGUCCAAGUUGUGCAUACGUUAUAAUGUGUUUUUGCACUGUGUGUAGAACUACAGAUUUACUUCUGGGAACAUAGCAACACUGUAUUACGACUGUUUGCUCCCCACACCCUUGUUAGAAAAGAGUGUUCCGAGUCCCCCUUUUGCAGCUUUGUACUGCACCGCUUUUAACACGACAUGGAAAAGAAAAGAAUUCAAGGUACUCACUGUUCGAUACCGAGGGAGUCAUCUCUGUUUUCUUCUUUUCACAAACAUAUUUUGUUAUUUUGUUUACUUCUUUUGAAGGUUGCUUCUUUACUGUUUUUGAAUGAAUAUGCAAGCUCUGUUUUAGACAAAACAAUUUACUGCUUCGCUGCCCCCCUUAGAUUGUGUUUAUUUCAGAUUUUUUUUCCCUCACAUUGUAUAUACACAGUAUUAUAGAUAGAAAAGGACCUACUCACUUGUUGUUAGUCAGUCCCAGUCUGAUGUUUAAUGUUCAGCCAAGUUUACCCUCAUAUGGACACGCCCUAGAUCAAAAGGAAAAACAAACUCUGUAUUUUUUUACCCAAAUGCACCUACAAUAUUGACUUUAGGGUCAAUAGGGUGCUUUUCAAUGCCUUGAAUUAACAGAUGAGGGUAUUUGCAUACAGACUUUGUAAUGUGUUUCAAUAUCAAUAAAAAAGUUAUUUGGUCAA